This is a messenger RNA of Megalops cyprinoides (Indo-Pacific tarpon), 3351 nucleotides long. It is a transcript of the gene mcf2a, whose product is annotated as MCF.2 cell line derived transforming sequence a. Gene Ontology annotation, molecular function: protein binding; guanyl-nucleotide exchange factor activity. The coding region runs from base 1 to 3351 and encodes 1116 amino acids. The transcript has 30 exons. NCBI's taxonomy places the organism in Eukaryota, Metazoa, Chordata, Actinopteri, Elopiformes, Megalopidae. The record is from RefSeq and is a predicted model, not a curated record. Gene Ontology annotation, cellular component: cytoplasm. Gene Ontology annotation, biological process: intracellular signal transduction; dendrite development.
AUGGGCUCAGCCCUGCCCGAGGAGGAAAAGGUACAAGCGUCACGCAGAGAGAUGGAGAGCUACUACAGCCUUCUGCAGGCUGGGUCCCAGCUGGAGAGCACACUGCAGCAGGUGACGGUCCCUAUCAGUGUGAAGGAGGUGGGCGGCUACAUUGAGAAGCAGGUGGCCUACCUGUCAGGAGGCCGGGGAGAGGAAUCCAGCGUGAUCAUCACUCUCCCAGAAUGCUCUGCUUUCACUGACAUUCCAGAGGAGGCUUUAGCCAAAGUCCUGACAUACCUCACUUUGAUUCCACGAACGCGGCAGCCAGGUGUGAAGUUCAUCAUCAUUCUAGACCGGAGACUGGACACCUGGGCCUCCAUUAAAACAGCGCUGGCGAGGAUUGCGGCAUCCUUCCCAGGAACCCUCCACCUGGUGCUGGUGCUCCGGCCAACCAGCUUCUUCCAGCGCACCGUCACGGACAUCGGCUUCCGCUUCAGCCAGGAGGACUUCAUGCUGAAGAUGCCAGUGGUGAUGCUUAGCUCUGUUACAGACCUGCUGCGCUACAUCGAUGAGAACCAGCUAACGUCAGAGUUUGGCGGCACGCUGGAGUACUGCCACAGCGACUGGAUCUUCCUGCGAACGGCCAUUGAGAGUUUUGCAGUGACGGUAAAAGAGAUUGCUCAGAUGCUGCAGGCGUUUGGGACCGAGCUGGCUGAAACCGAGCUUCCUGAUGAGGGGAAAGCCAUUGAGUACCUCCUCAUGUCCCACACGGACAAGUACAGAAGACUGAAGGAUGACAUCAGGUCAGUGAUGAGAGAUGGGCGUCACCUGCUCUCCAACCUAGGGGCUUCUGGGAUAGAGGAGGAUUCUGAUCAGCAGUGGGAUAUGACCCAGGACUGGGAGACAGUACAGAGGCUGCUGGGUCAGCUGCGUGACAUGGAGAUGGCCUUCGAUGGCUUCUUUGAGAAACAUCACCUGAAGAUGCAGCAAUACCUGCAGCUGCUGAAAUAUGAACACAAUUUCCAAGAGAUGAAGGCCUCCCUGGACAAGCUGUCUGCGCAGGAGCGGGAGACCGCCGCUGCGGGAGACACGGUGGCUCAGACAGAGCAGCUGAUCAAAGAGCUGGACGAUCUGGAUGCCCGAGCACAGGAGGAAAUGGGCCGAGCUCAGAUCAUCAUCCUGCACGGGCACCAGCUGGCUGCCAACCACCACUACGCCCUGGCACUGAUCGUGCAGCGCUGUAACGAGCUCAGACACCACUGCGACAUGCUGACCGCCACGCUGAGGGCCAAACGCACUGCGCUGACCCACGCCAGGGACCUGCUGCUCCGCCUGGAACAGACCCUCCGAUGGUGUGAUGAGGGAGCCUACCUCUUAGCCAAUCAGAUGGUGGAUAAGUUCCAGUCCAGGGAGGGGGCGCAGGCUGCGCUGCGUGAGAUUGAGCGUUUCCAGGAGGGGGCGCCCCCUCCCCUGAGCGCAGGCCCUGAUGUUCUCAGCAUGGAGUUUGAGUCUAUUCUCACCCCUCAGCUCCAGGCUCAGAUCGAGUCAGUCCACGACAAGCUCCAGGCCGUCCAGGGGAUGAUCCAGAACCGGCAGGCCUGUCUGCGGAAACUGGCUGACAAGCAGGUUCGGCCCAUCCAGCUGGUGGCGCCCCGACCCGAGAACCCGCCUCGCGCCAAGUCUCCCCUCUUCUCCCCCAAACACGAAUUCAAUUCCGGGUUGAAGUUCUCCUUCGACAUCUCUCUCCCGGGCAAGAGGGCGUCUCGGAAAAGCCCCAGCUCUAGGAAGAUAGAGGUGAUGCAUGACUACGAGGAGAAUCGCAGCUCUCUGUCUUUCAGCCUGGAGGGGGAAGACAGUCCAGACCUCCUCAAGCGUCAUGUGAUGAGGGAGCUGAUCGAGACAGAGAGAAUCUAUGUGGAUGAGCUGCUGUCCGUGUUGCUGGGCUACAGGGCAGAGAUGGAUAACCCCGCCCUCUCAGGACUCCUCCCUCCCAUUCUGCGCAGCAAGAAGGAUAUCUUGUUUGGGAACAUGCCCGAGAUAUACAACUUCCACAGCAGACUCUUCCUGCAGGACCUGGAGGGAUGUCUGGACACUCCAGAGGGAGUGGGGGCAUGCUUCCUGGAGAGGAAAGAGAAUUUCCAGGUGUAUGAGCGGUACUGUCAGAACAAGCCCCAGUCUGAGUUGCUAUGGAGACAGUAUUCCGACUGUGCCUUCUUCCAGGAGUGUCAGAGAAAGCUGGAGCACAAACUGGGCUUGGACUCCUACUUACUGAAACCUAUCCAACGCCUCACCAAGUAUCAACUUCUACUGAAGGAGUUGCUCAAGUACAGUGCAGGUUGUGAGGGAGCCUCCGAGCUGCAGGGGGCGCUAACAGCCAUGCUGGACCUUCUCAAAUCUGUCAAUGACUCCAUGCAUCAGAUUGCUAUCACAGGCUAUGAGGGGGCGCUGAGUGACCUGGGCCGGGUGCUGAUGCAGGGCUCCUUCAGCGUGUGGAUCAGCCAUAAGAAAGGCUCCACGCGGAUGAAGGAGCUGGCGCGCUUCAAGCCCAUGCAGAGGCACCUCUUCCUGCACGAGCGGGCGCUGCUCUUCUGCAAGCGCAGGGAGGAGCACGGAGACGGCUGCGACAAGACCGCCUCCUACAGCUUCAAACACUUCCUCAAGAUGAGUGCAGUGGGCAUCACAGAAAAUGUCAAGGGAGACGUCAAGAAGUUUGAGAUCUGGUACAGCGGCAGAGAGGAGGUGUACGUGGUGCAGGCGCCAUCCGUGGAGGUGAAGCUCGCCUGGCUCAACGAGAUCCGAAAAAUCCUCACCAACCAGCAGAAGCUUCUCCGAGAAGAGUCCUAUCACCACAGCCCAGCGUCAGACCAGAUCCAGCUGUCCCCACCCCUGUCUGACAGUAAGCUGCAGAGGGCGUCUGUCAGCUCCGAGGAGACCGAGUCGGGUCACACCAGUCCGGUCUUUCUGGACCCGGUCGUCUUCUCCCCUCAGCAUCAGCAGAACCGCCGCAGCUGGCCCGGCGCCUCUCACUCAGUGGAUAUCUGUGAAGGUUUGGAGGUCUGGAGGGGACCCAGUGACCUCUCAACCCUGUCAGACACUGAGGAGGAGGAUGCUGCGCUGCUGGUCCCAGGCAAGUACAGGGCCUUGGCUGACUGUGAAAGGCCUGAUGACCUCAUCAUAAAAUGUGGUGACAUCAUCCAGUUGCUGCAAGAAGACAAUAAAGGGCAGUGGCUGGUGAAGAAUCUCAGUCGAAGGCAGGAGGGCCGGAUCCCGGUGGGUAAUCUCCAGGUGAUUCUGGGAGACAGCAGCAGGGGGCACCCAAACAGGCUCGGAGGCACAGCGAACAUAAAAGCGCGGAAGCUCAGCACUCCCUGA